This is a messenger RNA of Alternaria postmessia, 1095 nucleotides long. RefSeq lists its product as uncharacterized. The record is from RefSeq and is a predicted model, not a curated record. Bases 1 to 1095 code for a protein of 364 amino acids. The transcript has 3 exons. NCBI's taxonomy places the organism in Eukaryota, Fungi, Ascomycota, Dothideomycetes, Pleosporales, Pleosporaceae.
AUGUCCGACGACGAAGUCGACCUGGAGCUGCUAGACCUCAUGCGGAAGCAUUGGGGCGGUGGUGCCAAAGACGAAGGUCCACCAGAAACAAAAGUCCUGGAAAAUGCCCAGUUCAUCUGCGAUAAUAGCAUGGACGUUGCUCUCGAUAUGCGAUCUACCAAAGUCGCCGCACAGCUUGUUUUUGACGAGAUGGAGAAGCGGAACUACACAACCAAGACCUGGUCGGAGCAUGAGCUACACCCCAAAGCAAAAGAUGAGAGCACUGUAAACUUCAUCUUCACCAUGGACCUCCUAAACUUUAGCUUCUGGAGCGAGAAGAACGAGGAGGAGCGCUUCGCGGUAGUGUACAAGGGAAAGAGAUGGACGGGAUAUUGGAGUCUGGUUGCAAUAUUACAACGAGCCUUGGAACAAGACAUCCCAAUCACUAGUCCAGCUUUCUGGGUUGACCAGGAACAAUGUUCAGACGAAGUCCUGCGAACCAUCUUCACUUCUGGUACCGACGAGGAGAUCCCCAUGUUCGAGCAGAGGGUGCGAUGCCUUAGAGAAGCUGGACAAAUUCUAGAGGAGGAAUUCGAUGGCAGUGUGAUCACACUCAUUGAAGACGCGAACAACUCUGCAGCCGGUCUCGUGAACCUACUCGCUGAAAAAUUCAAUUGCUUCAGGGAUGAAGGUAGAUUUGAGAAUAAGAAGGUGCGCUUUUUGAAGCGAGCCCAGAUCUUCGUUGCAGACCUAUGGGCUGCGUUCGACGGUGAGAGCUAUGGCGAGUUCGAUGACAUUGACAAGAUUACCAUCUUCGCAGAUUACCGCAUUCCUCAGAUGCUACAUUCAUUAGGCAUAAUCUGGUACUGCCCGCCUCUCGAGAAUAAGAUACGCCGUCAGGGGAUCAUCGAAUCUGGCCACUCUUGGGAGAUGCAGAUACGGGGUUGUAGCAUCUGGGCUGCAGAGCUCCUCCGUAGAGAGAUUCUGAAGCUUCAACCAAACGCCAAGGUCAACGCUAUUCUCAUCGACUUCUUCCUGUAUGACCUUGCGAAAGAGAAGGAGAAAGAAGAGGCAGAGGUGAUACCACAUCAUCGAACACGAAGCAUAUGGUAUUGA